AUGAAGUGCCUGCUGAAUUCGGUGCGCCUGGAUAGAGAAAGACCCUGGAGCUACUACAGGCUAGGAGAUCAUCUCAUUGGUAUAGUCACCAGUGCAGUAACACUAUCACAGAAAAUAUUGCUUUUCAACCUGCUUCCUUAUAAUCAGCCUCACUUUUUACCUUAUGGUUACAAAGGAAUAGAACGCUUUAUUUUCACCAUUCAAGAGAUCAACAAGACUAUCCAGCUCCUGUGCAAUCUCACACUUGGCUACAAUAUCCAUGAUAACUAUUUGAACACACUUGGCACUUCAGAAGUCUUGCUGGACAUGCUCUCCCCUGGAAAAGCCAAUGUUCCCAACUACAGCUGUGGAAGGAGGGACAACAUUUUGGCUCUUUUUGAUGCAGCUGACAGGGAGAUUUCCAACCAGAUGUCCACAUUAGUAGGCACCUACAAAGUCCCACAGAUCAGUCAUAGAAUUGCUUCAGAGACACUGAGUGACAAAAGUAAAUUCCCAUUUUUCCACCAGAUGCUCCCCAAAGAAGGGUUUCAGUAUUCAGCAAUUGUCCAAGUGCUCCUUCAUUUCAGAUGGACCUUGAUUGGUCUCCUUGCUCCAGACACAGAGGAGGGAGAAAAUUUCCUGAGGAUUUUCCCUCCUUUGCUUAUCAGGAAAGGAAUUUGUGUUGUUAUAUCACAACGAUUCUCAAUGACUGGAGAUCUAGUACCCUUUAGGGAUUCCAGCUUUUCUCGCUGGAAACAAGUCAAUGUCUUUGUUCACUUCACAGAACACAUUAUCGUUUCAAGCACAUUUCAUAUUUUUCAGAUAACACUUGCCACUUUGUCAGGACCCAUCAGAGAGAAAAUCUGGAUCACCACAACUUUGGGAAACUAUAUAAUGCAACAUCUUGGAUAUCACAAAUACAUCCAUAGUAUUUGGAGCUUUGAAUUUAUGCAAAAAAUAAGGCCAACCUAUGGUGCUUUUGAAGCCUUUUCCUUUAUAGACUCCCAGUAUGAAGACAAGAGUUUUCAGUGUUCUUUUUCAACACAUGUUUAUGCUGUCAAAGGCCGGAAAAGAUGCACCCAAAAAACUGCUGUGGAGACAGAAGAUGAAUUGAACGGGAUGUUGGUUGAAAACAGUGAUUCUGGUUACAUUAUCUUUAUGACUCUGGCUCAUGUCUUGAAGGCUGCAUAUUCAUCCAGAUCCUGGAGAAGAGGGAAGGAGGUCCAAGAGACACUGGAGGUUCCAAGGCUGAAGCCGUGGCAGUCUCUGCCUCAGUCCCAAUGUGUGAAAAAUUGUCGUCCUGGAUUUGUCAAGCAAAAGCAAGAAGGAGAGCCCAUUUGCUGCUUUGACUGUGUUCCCUGUCCUGAGGGGACCGUCUCCAUUCAUGAAGAUACAGAAAAAUGCACCAAGUGUCCAGAUGAAAAAUAUCCAAAUGUGGACAGGAUCCAAUGUAUCCCCAAAGUUAUAUCUUUCCUUUCUUAUGGAGAACAUCUGGGAAUCAUUCUGGUCUCUUUUGCCCUAUUCUUGUUCUUAGCUACAGGCCUUGUUUUAAUCAUAUUCAUUAAACAUCUAGAAACUCCCAUUGUGAAAGCCAAUAACCGAGACCUCUCUUACAUCCUCCUGGUCUCCCUCCUGCUUUGUUUCUUGUCUUCUUUUCUCUUCAUUGGUCAACCAAGGAAAGCUACUUGCCUUCUGCGACAAACAGUUUUCAGCAUCAUCUUCUCAGUUGCCAUUUCUUCUCUCUUGGCCAAAACCAUCACAGUGGUGCUGGCUUUCCUUGCCACAAAACCAGGAAACCGAGUGAAGAGAUGGUUGGGGAAGAGCUUGGCCAACUCCAUCAUCCUUUCUGGUUCUAGUGUCCAAAUUAUGAUCUGUUCCAUCUGGUUGGGAAUUUCUCCCCCAUUCCAUGACUCUGACCUCCAUUCCCAGCCUGGAGAGAUCAUCCUGCAAUGCAACGAAGGCUCUGUUCUCAUGUUCUACAUCACCCUCAGCUACAUGGGCUUCCUGGCUGCCAUUUGCUUCACAGUGGCUUUCCUGGCCAGGAAUCUUCCUGGAACCUUCAAUGAAGCCAAGCUGAUUACCUUCAGCAUGCUGGUCUUCUGCAAUGUUUGGGUCUCCUUCCUGCCCACCUACCUGAGCACCAAAGGGAAAUACAUGGUGGCUGUGCAGGUCUUCUCCAUCUUGACCUCCAGUGCUGGUCUGCUGGUCUGUAUCUUCAUCCCCAAGUGCUACAUUAUCAUUUUGAGGCCAGACUUAAAUACAAAGGAGCAUCUUACAACCAGAAGAAAUGUAUAA
This is a messenger RNA of Pseudonaja textilis, 2274 nucleotides long. NCBI's taxonomy places the organism in Eukaryota, Metazoa, Chordata, Lepidosauria, Squamata, Elapidae. The record is from RefSeq and is a predicted model, not a curated record.